AUGUCUCACUACCAUUUCAUCAAAUGUUGUUGUUUCCAGCUAUGUAAUGUCUUUCGUCAGAACAUGGAGAUAGACCAGUGUCUACUGGAGUCUCUCCCCAUUGGCCAGCGCCAGCGGCUGGUCAGGAGGAUGCGCUGUGACCAAAUAAGGGCCUACUAUGAGCGGGAAAAGAGCAUUCAGCGUCAGCAAGGUGCAAUCAAGGUUCGAUCAUGGUCCACCCACCGCAAGAAGUACCAUGUCCGCUUCAGCCCCACCGAUGUCCUGCAGGAUGCCAUCAUUCGCCAUGACGACAAAGAAGUGUUGCGUCUCCUGAAGGAAGGAGCUGAUCCCAGCAGUCCCAUUUCUUCUGGGGGAUCCUUGCUACACUUGUGUGCUCGCCACGACAAUGUCUUCGUGGCCGAGCUUCUGAUUGAUCGAGGCCUGAAUGUCAACCUGCAGGACGAGGACCAGUGGACAGCCCUGCAUGUAGCGUGUGUGUGUGACCAUGCGGAUGUCGUACUAUUGCUACUGCUGACUGGAGUGAAUGUUAUGCUGCAGGACGUCAACGGAAACAUUCCUCUGGACUACACCUCCGAGGGAACAGAGAGCAGCUACAUCCUCAGAAAACACCUGGAGGAAAAUGGUGUGGAUGUGUCCUCUAUGCAUGCCAUGAAGACACAGAGACCCAGCACCAUGUUGUCUGAUGUUAGACAGCUUGUAGCCACAGGCGCUAGCCUCAGCCAGCCCAACGAAGAGGGGGUCACUCUGCUCCACAUAGCAUGUGCCAGUGGUUACAGAGAGGUGGUGUCUGUGUUGCUGGGGAGUGGAGCGGACCCUCAUCCUGCUGACGACAACUUUUGGACCCCUCUUCACCUGGCUGCUAAAUAUGGACAGACAAGCAUCGUUAGCCAGCUCCUGAGACACGGGGCGAACCCGACUCUGUUGAACUGCAACCAAGACAAGCCCUCAGGCAACGCUGCAUCAGAGCCUAUAGCUGACAUGCUUCUUAAGGCAGAGGAGAGCUGGCUGCAGAGACUGAAGGACCCCUCCGCUCCUCUACCCCCCACAGACCAACGCUACGAUGGGGGAUCACACGACCUCACCACACCUGUCAAGAACAUGAACCCCUUGGGCCUCUCUAUCUCUAAGCGGGACAGUCUGCUUGAAAAAUCUGCCAUGUUCAGAGAGGCAGGUGGAACACUGUGCGGACAGCAGUCCCAGGAUAAUUGCCUAGAUGGCCCCUUUAGCUCUGGAGGCAGUAAACUGGAACAGGUCAAGCUGAUGCCUCCGGCCCCUAAUGAUGACUUGGCGUCCCUCAGUGAGCUGACUGACAGCAGCCUUCUCUAUGAGAUGCAGAAGCGCUUCGGCAACGAUCAAAUUUAUACGUACAUUGGACACAUCCUUCUGCUGGUCAAUCCAAAUAAAGAGCUGCCCAUCUAUUCCACUUUGGUGAGUCAGUUGUACCUGAGCUCCACAGGUCGUCUGUGCUCCUCUUUGCCCCCCCACAUCUUCUCCUCAGCAGAGAGAGCUUACCACAUGAUGUUGCAGGAGAGACGCCCGCAGUGUUUCAUCUUAAGUGGUGAAAGUGGGUCUGGAAAAUCAGAGGCAUGCAAACACAUAGUGAGACACCUGACAGCCCGCUCCAACACCAAAGGCUUUGCACUGGAUCCCAGAAUGAGACACGUGAACUGUAUUCUGGAGGCCUUUGGUCAUGCAAAAACCCAGAGGAACAUCAGCUCAAGCCGCUUUAUAAAGUUGUUGACCAUUCAAUACUGUGACAAGAGGAGGACACCGCUCAGAGCCCGUGUGUACACGUACAUGUUGGAGAGGUCUCGUCUGGUCCAACCGGCUCCAAACCAGCACAACUUCAACAUCUUCUAUCUGAUGGCUGAAGGCCUGUCACCUGAGGAGAAGAGCACACUUUACCUCAACAAUGUCCUGGCUCAUAGGUAUCUUAGUGGGGGAUUUCCAGGGGAGAGCCCUCCAGUAGCUAAAGCCUCGACCCAGAGCAGGGAACGCUUCGCAGCAGUCAUACAAGCCCUGCGAGCCCUGGGCUUCAACAAGCAGGAGGUUGACUCAGUGUUUACGCUGCUUUCCGCUCUGCUCCAUAUUGGGGACAUACGUUUCACCGCAUUGACAGAAGCCGAUACAGCCUUCCCUUCUGACCUGCAGCUGUUGGAGAGAGUUGCUGGAUUGUUGCAGGUGUCCUCCAACGACCUAAGCACCGCCCUCACAUCUGAUGUCCAGUACUUUAAAGGUGAUGUGAUCACUCGCCGCCACACUGUAGAGAUGUCAGAACAGUACAGAGACCAACUUGCCAAGGCCAUCUAUGGACGCCUCUUCAGCUAUCUGGUCAACAGUAUCAACCACGACCUUCAGGGACAGAAUGACCACAUUGGCGAUCCUGCCCUGGAAAUUGGGAUCUUGGACAUAUUUGGGUUUGAAGAAUUUCAGAGGAAUGGAUUUGAGCAGCUGUGUGUGAACAUGACCAAUGAGCGGCUGAGGCAGUACGUCUCUGAGGUGCUAUUCCAGCAGGAGCAGGCUGAGUGUCUGCAGGAGGGCAUCGCCAUGGAGACCCCAUGCUCCCACAGCAACCAGUCAGCCGUUCUGGACUUCUUUCUUCAGAGACCUCAGGGACUUCUGUGUGUGCUGGAUGAGGAGAGCCAGAGCCCGCGGCCAGUAGAGCAGACCCUGUAUAAGAGGCUUUCCACACAGCUGGACUCCAAUCCCAUUCACGGCCUUUCUCUCACCACCAAGGAUGGCAAUGGAAACCCCCCACCUCAAGAUCAGGGCCCGGCCUUCAUUGUCAGCCACUACGCUGGACAGAUUUCAUAUGAUCUCACGGGAUCAAUCACAAGAAACAAAGACCUCCUUCCUCAGAAUCUCUUGUUUACGAUGAAGUCUAGUGAGAGUGUGUUAUUGCAGCAGCUCUUCCAGUCCAAACUGACUCAGACCGGGUCGCUGGUGCCAGCCUCUCUGGGCCGCAUGGGACUGAGGGGGCCUAAAGCUGCCCUGUUGCUCCACAGGAUGCCAUCAGCCUCCCUUUUCACUGCCAACUCUGUCCCCCAGCAGCCUCGGCGGUACCAUGACCUUACCAAGGUCUUAAAGAAGAAAGGCUCAAGCUCCUUCCUCCAGAGGCUGGAGCGAUGUGGGCCAAUCACAGUGGCCGUCCAGCUGAGGAACUCGCUGUCAGAGGUGAUCAGCAAACUGCAGGCUUGCACGCCUCACUUUGUGGAGUGUGUCCGCCCCAACGCCUGCAGUCAGCCAGACAGUUUUGACAGCCUCCAUGUGUCCACCCAGCUGCAGUACAUUGGGGUGCUUGAGAUGGUGCGCAUGAUCCGUUAUGGAUACCCCGUCCGCUUGUCCUUCCCAGGCUUCCUCAGCAGAUAUAAAGACCUUGUGAUCCCAGCUUUGGCAGACAAGAAGAAACUGUCACCAGAGGAGAAAUGUCGCUCAGUUCUGCAACAGUCCAAACUCCAGGGAUGGCAGAUGGGCAGCAGUAAAGUCUUUCUCAGAUACUGGCAGGCAGACCAGCUUAACGAUCGCUGCUACCAGCUUCGUAAAAAGAUCAUCACCUGUCAGCGAGUGGCGCGUGGCUGGCUGGCCAGGCAGCAGGUCCAUCGCAUGCUGUCCUUGCAGCAGAAAGACGAGAGCAGUGUGCAGCGUUUCCUGCAGGGGGCAGAGGACAUGGGGCUGCGAACCUAUGACCAGCUGGUCAUUCAAAAUGCAUCCGACAUUGCACGAGAGAGCGACCGUUUGCGCUGCCACAGCAACAGCCUUCGCAAUACCAUUGGCAACAGCCCACCACUCGGUGAGAGGCCGGAGCCAGUGGGUAUGGAAGAGGAUCAGCCUGUUAGGAGGGUUGUUGAGAAAGGUGGGAAAGUCCACGAGGGCCUCAUCAACGGGGGCGGUCGAGUCAUUCGCCACUUUCGGUCCAGCUCAGUACCCAUCCCCCUCGCCAUGGAGAUUAUGGUCCCUUCCAAUGCCAGUCCACCCAUCAAACCAGUCCUGCAGCAGGUCACUCAUGCCAAUGAGGAUGGGGCAGGCGGGGGGAGUCUCUCAUCUCCUCGGAAGCAACCUCCUCCCAAACCAAAGAGGGACCCCAACACACGUCUGAGUGCAUCUUAUGAAGCAGUUAGUGCUGGGUUGACGAUGGCAGCUAAAGAGUGCCACACUCCAGAGGGCUACUGUUCACCAGCUGGAAGCCCCCCUAAGUCCCAGCUGUCCCCCACAGACCCUGCAGCCUCGUCUAAGCCCCGCCCCCACAGUGAUGACUACACCACCAUGAGGAAGGUGCCGCCCCCCAAACCAAAGCGCAGUCCCAACACUAAGCUGACGGGCUCGUACGAAGAUAUCAACGCCGUAGCGCCCAGACUCAGCCAGCUGCGUCCUGCUGAUGUAAAGCUGGCCUUGCUGUCCCGUGGCGGUGGAUUUGGAGGGUUUGGGGGUUUCAUGCAGAGAGCAGCCUCCAUCGAUGCUCCACAAGGGGUGGCACUGAGCCUGUUCCAGGGCCAUGAUGAGGAGGACGUGUACAUAGAAAUGGUGGGCUCCCAGCCACGGGCUCGGAGCCUCCAGGAGCCGCCUGACAGUCCAGAGCAGGCGUCCGACUCAGAAGCCGUCUACGAGGAGAUGAAGUAUUUCCCUCAUGAAGAUGGUGGACCUCCUGCCACUGUGAUUACCAAGGCAGCGAAACUGGAGGCUCUAGGCUUGGGCUUGGUGGGAUUAGUGACAUCUCCUCCUCAGAGUGGGGAGACUAAACGUGUGGCAGGAGGCCUGGCUGCCUCCAUGGACAUAGCUUACUCACACAGCACAUCUAGCAGUGGAGCUAACAAAGGUCAACAUGGCAAGGAUGGCAGCUGUGACAUCCCCGCUCCCUUUCCCAACUUGCUGCCGCACCGCCCACCUCUCCUGGUGUUCCCCCCUUCCCCCGUCACCUGUUCCCCUGCUUCAGACGAGUCACCCCUCACCCCACUGGAGGUCAAAAAGCUGCCAGUGUUUGAGACAAACCUGAACUACGCUACUGGCCCAGACAGCCCUCUGUCUCCUCAGUAUGCCCGCCAGAGGGCUGACUCCUCCCCCAGCCUCACUGUCCUCAUGCCAGAGAAGAAGUGUACACCUCCACUCACCCCUCCACCUCCACCUCCUCCGCCCAGUGCACUCCCUCCUCCCUACAGACCCCCUUCACACUUCCCCUUCCCCCCUGAGUCCAACUUCCUGUCUCUGACACGGGCAGCAUCUGUCACUGGGGGCUCGGACUCUGCCAAAACGUCUUCACAAAGGGCAGUGGGGGAACCCCUGGGGAAGCCGCCCCCCUACUCCCCAGUGAAGAUGUCUCGUCCCGAGCCUCGGAGAGCGCACUCGUGCUCCUCCUCUCCACUGCUGUUCAACCCAGCCAAUGGCAGACCCCUGACCAGUCCCCUGGAUGAACUCAACACCCUGUUCAGCUCCGGACGCACCCUACUGAGGAAGUCCACAUCUGGCCGGAAAAAGAGAGAUGGAGGAUUCAAUUCUAAUAUAAAUCUGCCAGGGAGGGAAGAAUGUGGCUCCGCCCCCAACUCGCCAUCCCUGCUGCUACAGGACAAGAACGCCAACAACCACCAUCCCCACUCCUCAAGCUCCGCCCCCUUGGAAAACGGCAACCAGAUUUCAAACGGGUCGCUGGAGGAUGAGAGUCACAGCAAGUUAAACUCCUCCAACUCCAGCUCCAUGCACAGACGCAUGGACAGCCAUCACACUCAGGUGUUCCAGAGGCUCCGUUUGUCCAAUGGCAAUGACAGCUCGGCCCUGGGAGAGCUCCUGCGAUGGCGGCGAGGGCAGUGUGAGGGGCGGGGCAACUGGAAGCAUCGCCCACCUCAGUCCCCGCCCCUGCCCCCCACGCUGCUCUGGACCAAUAGGAAGGCCUCUCCAUGACGGAGGCUGUGUCUGUUUCUC
Molecule: messenger RNA, 5910 nt
Organism: Limanda limanda (common dab)
Lineage: Eukaryota; Metazoa; Chordata; Actinopteri; Pleuronectiformes; Pleuronectidae
Gene: myo16
Product: myosin XVI
Exons: 35
Coding region: 1-5889 (1962 amino acids)
Biological process (GO): neuron projection morphogenesis; negative regulation of G1/S transition of mitotic cell cycle; phosphatidylinositol 3-kinase/protein kinase B signal transduction
Cellular component (GO): nucleoplasm; perinuclear region of cytoplasm; myosin complex
Molecular function (GO): protein phosphatase binding; actin filament binding; cytoskeletal motor activity
Source: RefSeq, a predicted model, not a curated record